Molecule: messenger RNA, 329 nt
Organism: Ilex paraguariensis (yerba mate)
Lineage: Eukaryota; Viridiplantae; Streptophyta; Magnoliopsida; Aquifoliales; Aquifoliaceae
Source: the annotation of a GenBank genome assembly
UUUUUGACUUCACGAACGAUGGUGUGAUUCACUUCGUUGAAAAUCCUCAAGCAGAACAAGGGGAUGGGCGUGGUGGAGCCAUCCGGCGAAAGGUUUUGGUGCACUUGCCUACAGGCCAGAUGGUAUCAUCUUACCGCACUCUUGAGGAUAUCUUGAAAGGUUUGGGAUGGGAGAUAUAUUAUGGUGGCAAUCCCCACCUCUAUCAAUUCCACAAGCAAUCUUCUAUUGACUUAAUCUCUCUUCCUAAGGACUUUUCCAAGUUCAAUUCCGUUUGCAUGUACGAUAUUGUCAUUAAAAAUCCUCAUGUUUUCCACGUCAGAGAUGUGUAA